AUGGAAGCCUUAGGAAGUUGGGAUUACAUAGAAAUACCAGAAGACGAGGCUUUAGAAUUGGCUUUUAGUAAUAAUAAAGGAAUAGUAGAAAUCAUAGAAGAGGAAAAUGAGUAUAAUGAAGAACCUGAAGUUAGUGAUGAGUUUGAAGAUGAAAAUUAUGAAGAAAUAAAUAACAUUAUGGAAGGAGAAGAAUUAGAAAAUUCAGAAUCAGAUGACAAUGAGGAAGAUAAAAGCAAAAUGACAAUAGGUCAACUAAAAAGAGCUGAGUGCUUAUAUCUCAUGGCGGACGAUCAUGACCCUCAUUGUGUAGAGGACAUUGACGAUGAUGAGUAUGAGGACGAGUACGAGGAUGAGGACGAGGACGAUGAUGAACCUUAUGAUGUGAAUAAGGAGGAUGACUUGGGUGAGCCAGAGGAUCAGGCUCAAGAUAAGUUUGAGCGUAGGCUUGAAGAAUUUGAAAUUUCAGCUGAACGUGCACCGCUUAUUGAAAAUACAGCACGUGAGAUUGUUGGUGAGAACCCGACUCCUGAAACUCAUGGCCAAGGACAAGAUCAAAACAACACAGGUGGUGGAGGGGGGGAAAAGGCACCAGCUCAAAGAAAAAGAAGGGGUCCGACGAGAAUCUUUAAGAAACUGGACGGUCCCAUGGAACUUCAAGUGCAAAAUAAAAAGAAUGCAGAAAUGAAGGAAUACGUCCAUCGUAUGGGUCCUAAGACUUUUGGUGAAAAGAGACCUGAGUGGGUCAGUUCGAGUUUAUACCCUAAAGUGCUUCUAGUGGCAUCGAAGGAACCCUCUAGUUCCACGAUCACUACAUUGCUUGAGCACACUCAAGAGCUGGUGGAGGGCAAAUUUGAACCAAGUGUGGAGAAUGACCCUUUCGCCAUGGCUUUGGGAAGGCCAUACCAUCCAGGACGAGUAGUAGGUUCGGGAGGGUCAUUGCUUGGAUGGAAAAAGGUGAUGGGUCAAGAAUACACAAAAUCGGGUAGAUCUCAAGCCAGUGUUAACUCACCGGGGGAGUUGGAUGCCAAGGUGGCAUCAAUUACGGAACAAGUACACAACGAGUUAGUUGGUGAAUUCAAUGCUUGGGAAAAGAAGAUGAACUUACCGACUUUGUCGUUCCUCACUAGUACCCUAGUUGACUCAUGUUCUCAACCAAAAGGACAAGGAGAAGGUGCAAUGAUUGAUGUACUGUUGCAAGUUCCUACUCCUACACAUGCAGACUCGAGGGAGCUUGAUAAUCCAACACCGCAUGAAUAUCCAGAGUUACAGGAAGACACCCGGUGUGCACUUCUAGCCCCGGGGCAUGCAAAUAGUACGGCAUUGAGUUGGGUGGCGUAUGGUAGUGCCUAA
Molecule: messenger RNA, 1350 nt
Organism: Chenopodium quinoa (quinoa)
Lineage: Eukaryota; Viridiplantae; Streptophyta; Magnoliopsida; Caryophyllales; Amaranthaceae
Product: FK506-binding protein 3-like
Exons: 6
Coding region: 1-1350 (449 amino acids)
Source: RefSeq, a predicted model, not a curated record